This is a messenger RNA of Arabis nemorensis, 249 nucleotides long. The record is from the annotation of a GenBank genome assembly. Lineage: Eukaryota; Viridiplantae; Streptophyta; Magnoliopsida; Brassicales; Brassicaceae.
AUGCGGUGGAUGUUGAUGAACAACAACAAUAUAAGACACAUCAAAGCUUUCUCGCGAAACCAAGUCGCAGAAGAAGAAGCUGCAUUGAUCUUCCCAAAAGAUCCUCCAUGGUUUAAGCCAUGGAUGGUUCCUGUGAUGAUGCUUCUUGUUUUCUCUAUUACUGUUCUUAUAGGCAUCUGUCAACGUUGUCGUAAUUGUCGGCGUGGCGAAAAUUCUCCCAGCAUCCAUCCCAUCUCCCAGACAACCUGA